CUUCCUGCGGCCGCCUUUGCACUGACCCCGGCAUGGCGGUGAUGGGGGUGCAGGUGGUGGUGAGCCUGCUGGCCGCCAGCCUCAUGCAGAAGAUGGCCCCACACUGCUCCUUCGCCCGCUGGCUGCUCUGCAACGGCAGCCUGUUCCGCUACAAGCACCCCUCGGAGGAGGAGCUCUGUGCCCUGGCAGGCAAACAGCGACCCAAGGGCAGGAGGGACAGGAGGAUGAACGGGGUGACAGAUGACAAGCCCCUCUCCGUGCCCCGGGACAUCGACCUCCGCUUGGACACCAGCCCCAUCACCGCUGUGGAUGCUCUCGUGCUGCGGUAUUUCCUGGACUACCAGUGGUUCGUGGAUUUUGCCGUCUACUCCACCGCCGUGUACGUCUUCACCGAGGGCUACUACUGCCUGGUGGACCCCCAGAAGGAGACCAACAUCGGGGUGCUCUGGUGCCUGCUGACGGUCGUCUUCUCCAUCAAGGUCUUCUUCAUGGUGAUGCGCCAUUACUUCCGCUCGGAGGAGGGGGGUGAGCGCUCCGUCUGCCUCACCUUCGCCUUCUUCUUCCUCCUCCUCGCCAUGGUGGCCCUGGUCAUCCGGGAGGACUAUCUGGAGUUCGGCCUCGAGCCUGGUGGGGUCCUGCUCCACGGGAGUUUCCUGGCGCCCGUCCUGGUGGUGGUGAUGUGGAUCAAGCCCAUCUCCCGGGAUUUCCUGCUCCACGCCCCCAUGGGCAAGCAGACAGUGCAGAUCAUGUCGGACUCUGCCUACAACACCACACGCCUCUGGACCAUCGUUGGCCUCUGCCUGUUGCGCCUGGUUGUCACCCGUCACCACCUCCAGGCCUACCUGGGCCUGGCCGAGCGCUGGGUGGAGCAGAUGAGGAAGGAAGCCGGGCGCAUCGCUGUCCUGGAGAUCCAGCGCAAGAUCACCAGGAUCUACUGCUACGUCUCCGUGGUCAGCCUGCAGUACCUGGGACCCAUCAUCCUCACCCUCCACUGCACGCUGCUCCUCAAGACACUGGGGCACCACUCCUGGGGGCUGUACCCGGAGCCCCCUCCAGUCCCUCCAGCAGCAAUGGUGGCACCACCACGUCCCAGCGGUGAGGAUGGGGAGGAGGUCCGGGCGGCGGUGGAGCAGAUCACGGGCAUCUUGGGCGGCAUCUUCACCCCCCUCUUCUUCCGUGGACUCUUCGCCUUCCUCACCUGGUGGGUGGCCGCCUGCCAGGUGGUCACCAGCCUCUUCGGCCUCUACUUCCACCAGUACCUGGCAGCCUCCUAAUUUUGGGGGGGAAGUGGAGCUGGGACGUGCCUCAGGGUUGGGGGGGACAGUCGCUGCCCGGCUGCUGGUCCCCCCUUUGCUGGUUUCCCCGCUUUGCACGUGCUGGUGGCACACGUGGAUGCACACGUGGGGGACAUUCCUGCCACCAGCUCUUGGCAUGAUGGGUUUUAUGCCUCUGGGCUGGUGUGGGCAUCACCCACUCCUGCCACCCAUCACCACCGUGCCUGCUCCCGCCGCUCCAGGCUGCGUCCCUCCGGCCCCUCUCCCCCUUCCCAGCCCCAUGGGGUGAUGGAGGAGCUGCAGCCCCACAGCUGGGCUCGCUGUCCCCUGCUCUUAGCCAUGGGGACA
This is a messenger RNA of Calidris pugnax (ruff), 1622 nucleotides long. RefSeq names its product transmembrane protein 161A (gene TMEM161A). Lineage: Eukaryota; Metazoa; Chordata; Aves; Charadriiformes; Scolopacidae. The transcript has 10 exons. Bases 33 to 1274 code for a protein of 413 amino acids. The record is from RefSeq and is a predicted model, not a curated record.